GGCGGCUUUUUUGUGGCUGGACGGAGGCGAGAGGGUAGUGCGGUUCGGUGCGGCUGGCGUUCGAGAGUGGUUCGAGAGUUCUCUCCGCUGCGUUUUCCGUGUUUCCCUGCGCGAGAAGAGAUCCGGGAAAGGGCGCAAGAGAAAGAGAGAGAGAGAACGAAAAACCGUUCGACGAGCAAGACGGACGCGGUGCGGCCAGCGGUCGGUCGGAAAAUCCGGUCCCGUCUCCCGUGGCGUCGCGGCGUUUUUCCCCUCGGCGGGUUGGUCGGGCAUCGGGCGGCAGCGUCGUCGAGAAGCAGCGGCGGCAGCCGGCUCGGAUGCAGUGUCGCUAGCGUACACAUCACGCACGUGCGGGACGCACCGACGCCUCCCCGUCGCUCCGCUGGCGCGCAGUGCAUACGCCGCGUUCGUACAUACGUGUGUGCGCGCGCGCGUAGCGCUCAGUGUCUCGGGAGUGAACCGAGGAGCCGGAGUACACGGUUCUCGCUCGCGCACGUACUCGAGCGUAGGAGAGCAAGCCCGGGAGAGUGAGUAGUAGUAGUAGUGGUGGUGGUGGUGGAUACGCGAGGGAGGAGACGCAGCGACGCGACGAAAGGAGAGGCGAGGAAGAUGAGCAAGACGUGCGCCCGCUGCGAGAAGACGGUCUACCCGAUCGAGGAGCUCAAGUGUCUCGACAAGAUAUGGCACAAGCAAUGCUUCAAGUGUCAGGGCUGCGGUAUGACCCUGAACAUGCGAACGUACAAGGGUUUCAACAAACAGCCGUACUGCGAGGCACACAUACCAAAAGCCAAAGCCACCACGAUGGCGGAGACACCCGAGCUGAAGCGUAUCGCGGAGAACACGAAGAUACAGAGUAACGUGAAGUAUCAUGCCGAGUUCGAGAAGGCGAAGGGGAAGUUUACGCAGGUGGCGGACGAUCCGGAAACCCUCAGAAUCAAGCAGAACAGUAAGAUCAUCUCUAAUGUCGCUUACCACGGCGAGCUCGAGAAGAAGGCGAUCAUGGAGCAAAAGAGGACAAUGACCGGAGAGAACGGCGAACAAAUAGAGUACGUAGAGUACACAGACGGCACGAUCGCCCCUGCAUCAAGUAUAAACGCCAAUCCGCCACCUGCAAGGACGGCGAACUCGCCGGUGCAGAGGACACCAGGUAGGAUCGCCGAUUACGAUCCCCUUAGCGAAGCGAGGCCGAGUCCUUAUUCCGCAAGGCAAGCUGCCACCACUGUCAUUUACACGAGCGACAAGGGACCAGUGACGAACCCACCGACACGAAAAAUCGGCUCAGUCGCUGACAUCGAUCCGGUGAACGAAUAUUAUGGAUCGUUAACGCCAGCCACGAACAAUAAUCAUGUGUCUCAGCAUCAACCUCAGCAUCAGCCUCAACAUCAGCAUCAGCAUCAGCAUCAGCAUCAGCAUCAGCAUCAGCCGCUGCAUCAGCCUCAGCAUCAACAUCAGCAUCAGCAUCAGCAUCAGCCGCCGCCACCUCCCUCUAAUGUUGGGAGAGUGUACAGAGCAAUGUACGAUUACGAGGCGCAGGAUCACGACGAGGUGAGCUUCUGCGACGGCGAUCUGAUUGUCAACUGCACAGCCGUCGACGAGGGGUGGAUGACCGGAAUGGUGCAGCGUACGGGACGACACGGCAUGCUACCUGCUAAUUACGUCGAGCCGGCGCAGAUUUAAACAUCUUCCAUAUCGAGCUUCCAUUCGCUAAUCAUCGCCGCGGCCGUCGCUUCGAUCACGAGAACGUUCUGCUGGAAGGAAGGGACGGUGUAAAGGAAAAAGGAAAAGAAAGGCACAAUACUCGAGAUAGCUCCACUCGGCUCUGGUUACUCGCGAGGCCGACCGGCGAAGUCGAUUCUCCUGAUCGAAACGGCCAAGCGCCUCCAUUAGAUAGAAAAUCAGAUACUUUUUACCUACCGUUUUCGGAAAAUUUUCGAUUCUUCGAGUGCGACGUGAAUUCGAUCCUUUUCUUCUUUUUUUUUAUAUCUCGAUAUCAUCGGGACACUCGAUUUUUCGAUGAAAUUCGAAUGUUUCGCUCCUGGAAUCUAUAUGGAGUAUUGAAGGCAAGUUUAAGAAUCGUGAAUUUCCAAGUCUAAUGUUCGAGGAUGCGCUUGACGAGUAUUCAAGUUCGACGACAUCACGAGAACCCUCGCGAUGUAUUUGAAGGACCAUUCAUAUAUUUUGCAUGUUAGAAUUCCACGUGAUGGGACCAAACUUUAGUUGCGUAACCGCGACGAAUCACGCCGAUGAAAGCUUGUGCGGAGCGACACAAGUACCGACAAGCAAUUACGACGCGAGUCAAGGGAGUAAGAAACAUGGUUUUUGCUAUGCAAUUUUCUAUAAAGCAUCACUUUAAUUUUUUUCUUCUUUCUAGUGAAUUAUAUUAAAAAUCGCUCGAACAUCAUUCCUUCGUUUCGCUAUUUUCUUUUUUUUCGGAGAUUAAUAGAUUAUUAUUAUUAUUAUAUUAAUAGAUUGAAGCGUAUGAAAGAUUAUGCUAACUUUGGUUUCAAUAGAACGUUCUCUAUGGGUUUUUUUAAUUCAUUCUUUCAGCGUAGGAAAUUUUAUGUUACUUGUUAUUCUGACAUGCCAGGUAGACUUUUAUAUUUCCGAUCGUUUUGCGAUUUAUAGAAGAUACUAUUUUGUUUUCUUACCUUCCGCGGAUAUUUAUAAAAAAUUCUAUUUUAAUGUACGUUUCCUCCUCGUAAUCGUAACGAAACGUAGAAACAAAUUCAUCUUUCAUUGCAUUUGUAAUCGAAAGGGAACAACGUAACGUGCCUUAUAUAUACAAGCUAUCAAUUAACAGCGAUACAGAUCUUCCAUCGUAACGUAGCCAUACGUGAAAAUGUGUCAAACUAGCGUCAAUCAGAGAGAUAUAAAUUUUUAUCGCGCUAUUAUAAUCCGAUGUGAAUUUUACUUGAUAAUAUUAAUUAAUAUUGCGACGAAGCGAGUUAACAUAAUGGAGUAUUAGAUAUCGUUGACGCAAAAGAUGCUGACACCUGCCUCUCUUUCUUAAUCACAAAGCACGGAAAUAAUGCUCGUUGAACACCGUUGUUCGCCAUCAGAAAUAAUUAACGACAAUUAACCGAUUAUUUACUUCAUAGCUCUUAAGUUUUACUUGUACGCUUCCGCAUUACGUUCCAAAAUUGCAUUUACAUGUAUUGUUGAAAUAACUUAUUUAUCGUUUGCCGACUCUGAGGUAAACCAAGUGACCUUGACAAUCCUUGAUCGCGCAAGUACAAUAUUUUACAUGUACAUUAUGCUGAUGUCGAGCACCUUUUGCUAAAUUCGUGUCUCAAAAGCGCCAGGACCAAUCGCGUCGGUCAGCACGACAAUUCCCGGAAGCAGCUUCUUAGCCGAUUUAUUCGUAACGGUCGCGAAACGGCUGUAUCGUGUUGCCAUCGCGAGGUGCUUCACCCUUAGUGCCUUACCGCGAGCUUCCCCACUGCGUUUCUAAAUUCGAGAAAUGUAACACGAAACUGGUAUCCUCGGAAACACGUAUCUUUUACCUGACUAGGCAGAUCACGCUGCGUGGAACGACGUCCGCGACGUCCCGGAGAUCAACGGGAACGUGCAGGGGCAGACAAUGUCGGUCGUUCGUUGCGAGCGCGGCGCGUGACGUCGUUCGACCUCGUUUAUAAGCGAAGAGAAUGAUAUUUUUUGGUAACACGUUACUCAGCACUUUUGUAAUUACUAGAUCGCUGAUAAGACUUGAAAUUUUAAUUGCAACUUACAGAAGUAUAUAUGUUAGCGUUGUGUUUAGAGACAGAUAAUAUUAUAUUGUCAUAUCGAAUCAUAAAUAAUGAAUAUGUAUGUUAUGUAAAAA
Messenger RNA from Ooceraea biroi (clonal raider ant), 3820 nucleotides. RefSeq names its product LIM and SH3 domain protein Lasp. NCBI's taxonomy places the organism in Eukaryota, Metazoa, Arthropoda, Insecta, Hymenoptera, Formicidae. Gene Ontology annotation, cellular component: focal adhesion. The record is from RefSeq and is a predicted model, not a curated record. Gene Ontology annotation, molecular function: actin filament binding.